Messenger RNA from Eucalyptus grandis, 1262 nucleotides. RefSeq names its product auxin-responsive protein SAUR32. The transcript has a single exon. Lineage: Eukaryota; Viridiplantae; Streptophyta; Magnoliopsida; Myrtales; Myrtaceae. Gene Ontology annotation, biological process: response to auxin. The record is from RefSeq and is a predicted model, not a curated record. The coding region runs from base 400 to 804 and encodes 134 amino acids.
CUAAAAGCAAAGCAAAGCAAAGCAAACGGAGCAAACCCUACACGACGGGAACGGGAACGGGAACGGGAACGCAGACGCGAGCUCCGUCCACCGUCUCUACCCUCCCAUUAUAAAAGUCCGCCAUCGCCUCCUCCGCCGAACCUCUCCUCCCUUCAUCUCUCAACCCACCCCCACAUGCUGAUCGGUCAUCGUCGCCUACCAUGAGCAACAUCCCCAGAUCCUUCACCGACUCCUCCUUCACCCUCUUCCAGCUGGCCAUCUCCUCCUCCGACCCCUGGCCCUUCUCUCUCGCCGCCUCCCUCUAACAUCAGUCCCUCCAUCUCCGUCCCUCUCUCCGCCUCUCCCUCUCUCUCUCUCUCUCGCCCUGUGUGUUGGCUUGUUUCUUUGUUUUUUUCCCUAAUGGGAAGCGGGGACAAGCUGUUCUUCCACCUGCACUUGCCUUACCACCACCACCAGCAGCAGCAGCACCAGCAGGCGCGGCAGCACGAGCAUGACGUGCCGAAGGGGUGCCUGGCGGUGAUGGUGGGGCAGGGCGAGGAGGAGAGGAGGAGGUUCGUGAUACCCGUGAUGUACGUGAACCACCCGCGGUUCGUGCAGCUCCUCAAGGAGGCCGAGGAGGAGUUCGGGUUCGAGCAGAAGGGGCCCAUCACCAUCCCCUGCCAGGUCGAGGAGUUCCGCUCCGUCCAGGAGUCCAUCGACCGGGAGAGCUCCCUCCACCACCACCACCCCUCCUCUCACGGCAGCGGGCACGGCCACGGCCACCACCACCACCACCACCACCACGCGUGGUGCUUCAGGGUUUGAUCACACGGACACCAUUUUCUUCUUAUUAUCACAUGCUAGCACGUCCUUUCAUUGUUAGAUAUUGUUCUGGGUCGGUCGAUGAUGCGUGAAUCACUUCUGCAACUUUGAAGAGUCACCUUGUUCUUUUUUUUUUUUCCCCUUUUUUUUCUUUCUUAUGGCUUCUUUUUAGGUCCUUUGUAUCAGCUGAAAUUUUUUGCGGGGCGGCAAUGCUCGGGGUUGUUUCGUUGGAGACGAUGAUGUCGACGAAAGCGUCUGGUCUGAUGAACGUGAAUGCUUUGAUUUCCAUAUUUUCUUUCUCCCUAUUCCUGUAAAUAUUCUCGACGGGAAAAGCGAAAAGAAGGAAUAUUUGCUUUUAUUUGUAAAUUAAUGUGUUUUCCCUUUACCGGUUCGAUAGCAGUAUCGAUCAUUUAUGGAAAUGAAAAAUAUAUAAAUAAAACUAUGUUGUGAAUUGCUGAUCA